AUGACUGAAUCUCAAGUGAUCCUCAUCACAGCCGGCCCAUAUCAAUUCCUCGCCACUUUCGAAUCGGACGCGCCCAAAACAAGCGCAUGUUUCCGCGGUCUACUUCCCUACCGUCAGAAGCUUAUCCAUGUCCGCUGGAGCGGCGAGGGUCUAUGGAUACCACUGGGUGAAACGAAUUUUGGUGUUUCUUACGAGAAUCACACUUCUCACCCAUCAGCCGGGCAGAUUUUGCUCUAUCCAGGUGGCAUUUCAGAGACAGAAUUUCUAUUUUGCUAUGGAGGGGUCUCGUUUGCAAGUAAGAUGGGUCCCCUGGCGGCGAAUCAUUUCCUUACAAUCAAGGAAGGAAAUGAGAAUUUGAAAGCGCUGGGCGAAUUGGUCUUGUGGAAGGGCGCUCAGGAUGUGGUUUUUGAAGUAGCCGAUGAAGAAAAAAUUCGCAAGUUCCGAAGCAAGCCAUUUGCUAAGCUAUAG
This is a messenger RNA of Talaromyces atroroseus, 468 nucleotides long. RefSeq lists its product as hypothetical. The coding region runs from base 1 to 468 and encodes 155 amino acids. The transcript is spliced from 2 exons. Lineage: Eukaryota; Fungi; Ascomycota; Eurotiomycetes; Eurotiales; Trichocomaceae. The record is from RefSeq and is a predicted model, not a curated record.